Trichoderma citrinoviride is the source of this 912-nucleotide messenger RNA. RefSeq lists its product as hypothetical. The coding region runs from base 1 to 912 and encodes 303 amino acids. The transcript has a single exon. The record is from RefSeq and is a predicted model, not a curated record. Lineage: Eukaryota; Fungi; Ascomycota; Sordariomycetes; Hypocreales; Hypocreaceae.
AUGGCGGACACGCCAACGGGAUUCUCUAUCCCAACCCAUCUCGAUCCGGACUUGUUGGAGACCUAUGUUCACAAUCAGGGACUCGCCAUCGAUUAUCUCGUUACCAAGGGCCAUAUCACCGUCAACAAAACCAUCAAACUCAAGAGGAAUGGCCUCUUGUACGCUGAGGGAGAGGAAGAUGAGAUGGAGGAUAUUCUUCGCAAGGAGCCAUGCUUGCCUCAAGGUGGUGCUGACGCUGCCCUUCGACAAGACAGCCGAUCAUCUCUGUUGGAAAGCCUCCUGGAGGCUAAACCAUUGAAGCGUAUGAGUACGGACAAAUGCUAUUCUACGAUCAUGGACAUUCUGAACAACCUCCCUAUAACGGCUCAUCCUGCCUGGGGCACUCUAGCAGCAACUCUGGCAGCUGAUACUGCAUCUGGAAGAUCAGGAUCGGAUCUGUGCGCAAAGAUUGGCGCGGCCUGCGAGGAAGAAGAGUUGGACUGGAAAGCGUUCGAGUUCUUCAAGAAAGCCUGCGAAAACGGACCGAGAUACAUACAUUAUUCGCAAAUUGUUGCCAGCUUGUUUAGGCUCAUGGGUGUUCGACAGGGGCGCCCGAAUACUUUAUGCCUCCUAUACGGCAGGGCGCAGUUUCAUGACACUGAAACAGCCGACACCAUGUUGUCACUGACGGCUCUCAUUCAGUACAUCCAAAUUUCUCGUUCCGGCGAAUCGGAAAACGUCUAUCCAAUCCUACGGCGAAAGUGUCGAAACUUGGGAGAACUCCUCUCCAAGAAUAGGGUAGCUCCCAGGUUGCGUCGUGUUAUGGAGCUUUAUAUCGACGAGUCUGCUGGUAACGACAUCGAGGUUGACAAUGAUGACGAUCAUCCAGAGGGUCUACAGCCGGAGAAGAAACGACGUCGUACCCGGCCUUGA